Messenger RNA from Pyrus x bretschneideri (Chinese white pear), 2959 nucleotides. Its product is annotated as inorganic pyrophosphatase TTM1. Gene Ontology annotation, molecular function: kinase activity; ATP binding. Gene Ontology annotation, cellular component: cytoplasm. NCBI's taxonomy places the organism in Eukaryota, Viridiplantae, Streptophyta, Magnoliopsida, Rosales, Rosaceae. The record is from RefSeq and is a predicted model, not a curated record. Bases 589 to 2568 code for a protein of 659 amino acids. The transcript has 11 exons.
UCUCGAUCAAAUCUACAAAGUCUUCAACUUUUUGCGGUUUUAAUUUCUAGGUCUCUGUUUUUUGAUGAUUUCUUCAUCUGGGCAAUCUCCAAUUUCAUGUGUGUUUUCAUCCGGGAGGAGUUCUUGAAUGCUAAUUAAUCAGUGUUAUUGAAUUGUUAAUUGUUAACUUGAUGUUUAAGCAUGGACAUUUAUGAGUUUCCCAGUUCACAGUUUUGCAAUUUUAUUACUGUUUGGUUCUUGUUCUAUUUUCUCUCUUGAAAAUGUUUGAUCACUAGGAAGUUUCCAACUUUAUGAGAUUUUAAAUUUCUGGGGUGAUGUUUCUUGAUGAUUUAUUCAUGUGGGCAAUCUGCAAUUUUCAUUAAUCUUUUGAGUUCGUUUUUGUAUUUCUGUAAUUUUGUCGGCUGGGGAGGAGUUAUUGAAUGCUAAUUUAUCAAUAUCAAUGGAUUGUUAAUUAUUAACUUAAUGUUCAACCAUGUACAUUUAUAAUUUUCCCAGUUUAAUGUUCUGCAAUUUCCCAAUUAGAAUGUUGCUUUUGCUAUUUGUUGAAUCGUGCAGCGUGUAGGACAUAACACAGAUUUUGAGCUCUAAAUGGUUCAAGAUACAAGUUCUGGGGCUGAAUCACCGCGGCUGCGCACUGGUCUGUUGCGGGAUCAGGUGCAGCUUGUGAAGAGAAAGGACUGUGAUCGUUAUGAGAUUGUCCAAAUUCCAGAUGUCCUGUCAUUUGAGAAAGGUUUCUUUAUAGCUAUUCGAGCGUGUCAGCUGUUGGCUCAAAAGAAUGAGGGGAUAAUACUAGUUGGAGUGGCAGGCCCCUCUGGAGCUGGUAAGACUGUUUUCACUGACAAAAUGCUCAACUUCAUGCCCAGCAUUGCAGUUAUUGCAAUGGACAACUACAAUGACGCUAGUCGAAUCAUCGAUGGCAACUUUGAUGAUCCACGCCUGACAGAUUAUGAAACAUUGCUUGAAAAUAUACAUGGUUUAAAGGCAGGCAAUCCUGUUAAGGUUCCAGUAUAUGAUUUCAAGACUAGCUCCCGCAUAGGGUACAGGACAGUGGAGGUCCCUAGCUCCCGUAUUGUGAUCAUUGAGGGCAUAUAUGCUUUAAGUGAGAAAUUGCGACCUUUGCUAGAUCUUCGUGUAUCUAUAACUGGUGGAGUUCACUUUGACCUUGUAAAGCGGGUUUUAAGGGACAUUCAGCGUGCUGGCCAAGAGCCUGAAGAAAUUAUCCAUCAAAUUUCUGAAACGGUGUAUCCUAUGUACAAGGCCUUUAUCGAGCCAGACCUUCAGACAGCACAUAUAAAAAUCACCAACAAGUUUAAUCCCUUCGCUGGUUUUCAGAACCCUAUUUAUAUUUUAAAGUCAACGAAGGCAGUGACAGUGGAUCAAAUCAAGGCUGUUAUAUCUGCAGAUCACAAAGAAAGCACAGAAGAAACUUAUGACAUAUAUCUUUUACCACCAGGUGAAGAUCCUGAAGCAUGUCAGUCGUAUCUAAGGAUGAGGAACAGAGAUGGCAAAUACAAUCUCAUGUUUGAGGAGUGGGUCACAGAUAGUCCCUUCAUAAUAUCUCCCAGAAUAACUUUUGAAGUUAGUGUGCGCCUUCUUGGAGGUCUCAUGGCCUUAGGGUAUACAAUUGCAUCCAUCUUGAAAAGAAGCAGCCAUAUCUUCUGCGAUGAGAAGGUUUGCGUGAAAACUGAUUGGUUGGAGCAACUUAAUCGUCAAUAUGUUCAGGUGCAAGGAAAGGAUCGGUUACAUGUUAAAGAUAUUGCACAGCAGCUUGGCCUGGAUGGUUCAUAUGUUCCUCGUACUUACAUCGAACAAAUUCAGCUGGAGAAACUUGUAAAUGAUGUUAUGGCGUUGCCAGAUGAUUUGAAAUCAAAGCUCAGCAUAGAUGAUGAUUCUUCGAGCCCUAAGGAAGCUCUUUCCCGAGCCUCAGCUGAUCGGAGAAACAAGUAUCUCAACCGGGGUAUAUCGCAGUCUUACUCGAAUCAAAGGGACAAGACUAUUUCCAAACUAACGAGACUUGCUGUUAACAGCAGAAGGUUUGAUGGGCGAAACCCAAUAUCACCUGCAGCAAUUUCGAACCAGGGAAUUUUUACUCAACUUUCAGAACAAAUUUCUACGCUGAAUGAGAGGAUGGACGAAUUUACAUCCCGUGUUGAAGAGGUGAACUCCAAGAUAUCACUCAGAAGAGCUUCAGCUAGCCAGCAAAGUUUGGCUCUGCAAGCCAAAGCCUGCAAUGGAUCCGAACCAACUUCUCUUUUUGUUAAUGGCUUGAGUAAUGGCUCGUUGGCAGGAACGCUACUGCCCAAUUCUUCGUCGUCCUCCCAGUUGGUCAAGGAUUCCCCACUGAUGGAAGAGAUACUAGCCAUCACACGAGGCCAACGGCAGAUCAUGCACCAAAUAGACAAUUUGAGCAAUCUUCUGCGAGAGUAUACGGCAGAGAGGUUUCGCCAAGGAAGAACAGAUACUGCUGGAAGAAUGCCUGAUAUCGAAUCAGUUGUCCCACUUGUUCUUGCUUUGGCAAUUGGCGGUUUAGGUGUCUUCUUCUUCAGGAGUCUGACUUCCCCAAAAUAAUUUCAUGGCAAGCAGCUAACUUUCAGCAUAGAACCUUGCUAUAAACACGUUUGUAUGAACCCGUCCUGACGUGCUGUAUACCGAACAAUGGUAGUCUGCCCUUGUGAUAGGGGGCAAAUAUGGAUUUGUAGGUUUAUGCGUGGUCGGCCAAUGUUGUAAGUACUAAAUAAUUGGCAUACUGUAUACGGAAAGAGAGAUUCAAACUUGAGUGCAACGGACGGACAGUGCUUUGGUUGAUGUUUGCAUACCAUAAAUGUACGAUAACUUUUGAUGGCCUUACAAGUGCAAGCGACAGUGUUUCAGAUGAGACGGUCGUAUCCAUCUGUUUUAUUUGAAAUCUUUUAAUUUGCAAUGGUACGGAAGAUCUAGCAAUUCUUAUUUUCAUUUAGUA